Molecule: messenger RNA, 750 nt
Organism: Podospora anserina S mat+
Lineage: Eukaryota; Fungi; Ascomycota; Sordariomycetes; Sordariales; Podosporaceae
Exons: 2
Source: RefSeq, a predicted model, not a curated record
ACACCAAACGUUGCUCUUUCGCAACAGUCCAUUCUUUUAGCAGUAAAAACAACCGCCGCGCUCACGGCGACUACAACAAUCAAUAUGCGCGUCCUCUCCCUCUUUUCGCUCGCCGCUGCGGCCCUCCCCCUGGCCUCGGCCAUCCAGUUCACCUCGCCCGCCGGCAACUCGACCUUGAGCAAGGGCAACUCGUACAAGGUCAAAUGGGAUUCCGUCGACACGGAUCCUUCCACUUUCAGCAUUUACCUCGUCAACUUUGUCAACUGGCCCCCCUUUUACACCCAACUCGCCGGCGGUGUUUCCACCGAGUCUGGCGAGUAUGAGGUGACCGUUCCCUGCCUUGUUGACGCCUCCUGGGGCUACCAAUUCAAUGCCAUCAACGGCACCAACGUCUAUGUCAUCCACGCUCAGACCCCCAAGUUCUACGUUGGCGAGGGUUCCUGCGAUGAGCCCGAGGAGGAGGUCCCCAUUCCCGUGAUCACCGACUCCCUCCAGCAGACCACCUGCGAGGCCUACACCGUGACCGCCACCCCCGAGCCCACCUGCGAUAACUCCGUCUCUACUGUCACUGCCACCGUCACUGCCACUGUCACCGUCGGUAAGGAUGCCCCCGCGGCCCCUGCCACCACCGCUCCUGCCACCCUUCAAUACACCCCCGGCUUCCAGUCGGCUGUACAGAGGGUCUACUCGAGCCAGUUUAUGUUGACCUUCUCUGAGGUUCAUUGGACUCUGGCGAGGUGCGUGUGCUAA